Molecule: messenger RNA, 1488 nt
Organism: Mycena indigotica
Lineage: Eukaryota; Fungi; Basidiomycota; Agaricomycetes; Agaricales; Mycenaceae
Exons: 3
Coding region: 1-1488 (495 amino acids)
Source: RefSeq, a predicted model, not a curated record
AUGAGCGCGUCUUUGUCAACCAGCCAAACAUCUCUCUCGCAGGCCCAGAGCACGUCGACUUCUGCCGCCUCUUCAACCACGCCGUUUUCGAGCACUUCUCAACCGCUAGUAUCUUCCACGCGGCCAUCGAACUCCACCCCAAGUGUGGUUUCCAGUACACAGACUAGCACCCCACCCAGCUCUUCACCGCAGCCAGCGUCCAGUCAGAAUCAGUUGCCGACCUCCACGCAGACAUCGGCCUCCACGGAACGGGCAGUUCCAAGCCAGAGCUCCUCUGUUGUCAUAGCCCGACUCGGAACCUCUGACGACUCGUCGAGUUCGGUAUCCGUUUCUCCUUCAAUAUCAAUAGACAACAACGAUUCUGCGUCUUCUAGCUCGGUGCAACCUAGCAGCUCUUCCCCGCCAUCGUCUUCAGCUCCGCCCCCAUCCUCCUCUACACCUCCCCCUUCAAGUUCGAGUACGGUUGUCUCGGUGUCAUCGCAACAACUGAGCUCAAACUCUGAUGUCUCUUCUUCCAUACCAGACAUCUCAUCCCAACUACCUUCAUCACUCGCAGCUUUACAGCUCUCAACGGAGUUGUCUAUCCUGUCGUCUGGCGCCACGUCCUUUACGACCAUAGUUACCUCGAUUGACGGGCAACUAACGACCAUAACCUCAGCCCUUCCUACCUCUCUCUCCACAUCCAGAUCAUCUAUAACCUCUGCCCAACGGACCAAAAUCAUCGCAGGGGCGACUGCCGCAGGUGUGGGAGUUAUCUUGCUCCUUCUCGGGGCGCUGUUCGUGUACAAGCGGCACAAGAGCCGCAAACGGGAAUUCUCCGAGGCAAUCGGACGGGUGCGAAGAGAGGCGCACGGGGCUGGCGGAGUCGGCCUGCUGGACGAAGAGGGGCUCGACGAUGACGACACUGUUCCGAUGAGUCGGUACCAGGACAACGUUGUCGCGCAGGCGAGUACUUCUACGCUGGGGCCGCCCCAGUCACCUGCCCCAUCAAUUUUCCGGCAGCGGGCAGAGACAGGCUCGUUGUUCCGCGAGGAGGGCGUGUACCCGCCCCCAGGCGCGCAAUUCGUCGACCCACUCGUCGGCAUCGGGUCUGGUCUGGGGAGUAUUGUGGAUGACGUGAUGGGCCCCGCGGAGGCGCACAAAUCGUCGUCCAUGUCGAGUGCGUCGUCGUCGCUCUAUGCAGACCCGUUCCGGGAUUUGUCACACUCGACAUCCGCGUCGGACCCGUCGCUUUACUACGACCGGCCUGGGGCUGCGUCGUCGCUGUCGAUGGCCUCCUCGCAGACGUCGUCGAACCGCCCAAUAACGCCCCAAUCUCUCCUGGGCCUGCCUGCUGGCGCUGCCCCAACCCCGAAGAAGUCGAGUCCCCUCGUGAACAUCAGCGCGCCGCCGCCGAGCGCGGCCACGACCUGGCUCAAUCGGUCGCCCAAGAAGCAUGUAAGGGGGCUGUCGGGGUCGCAGAGCAGCCACGAAGGAUCGUUAUUCUGA